AAUAAGUCAACAAUUGGACCCUUAAAGCCUUGCCCCGCCAUCGCCCAAAACCUCGACUUUACCAUCCACCGGUCUGUCGAGAAAGUAUCUCCCAAACAUGGUCAAAGCAAGAGCGCCGCGGACCGCGGAUGCCAACAACGAUGGGAAAAAGCGAGAGCAGUCGCCUGAAAGCGACACUGACAUCACUGCCCUGAUGGGCGGCUGGUCCUCUCGCAAUGGCAAUGCGCAAGCCGAGGCAACAACACAUCCCACGUUUGGGCACCCGACCAAGAUGAUGUCCUCUCGUAAGCAGAAAGCCGACAUCUUCAUCCGUCAGAAGACUCGCCCAGAGCAUCAUCUCGACAACAACAGAGUGUCUGGGCCCAGAGCGCCAGCCUACGAGCCUCGCUUCGCGCCUCCCCCGCCCAUGUUCUCUUCGGUCGGAUCGGGGUCGACAUCGAUAUCGACGCCAAUAUCACACCAGCCGCGUCCUAAGGACGAGGUUUUCUAUACAGAUCCCGCCAAGGCUAAUCAGGAUCUUAAAGCAAUGCUGGAGGGAGGCAUGGAGGGCGAUGAUGAUGAAGGGGUGGAGGCCGACGAAGAGCAACAGCCAAAACUUCCAGGAGAAGGAAAGAAAGCCAAGGAUAGCGCAGUGCUUAGAGAUCCCAAAACCAUUGCCAAAGACGGCAAUGUGGAUGGCCUCAAGGUGCAGCUGCUCCCUCACCAAGUAGAGGGUGUCAACUGGAUGCGAGGCCGCGAGCUUGGGCCGGUUAAGAAGGGAACCGUCCCCAAGGGCGGGUUGCUUGCUGAUGACAUGGGACUGGGAAAGACGCUGCAGUCGAUUUCACUUAUACUUCUCAACCAAAAGCCAAGCAAAGACGAAGAUGGCUGGCGGAAAUCAUUCCAAAAGGUCGACAAGACGACUCUCGUUGUUGCCCCUCUAGCACUGAUCAGGCAAUGGGAAUCAGAAAUCAAAGAAAAGGUAGUUGAAGCUCACGGAUUGAAAGUCCUCGUACACCAUGGGCCUCAGAGAACAAAAGAUUCCGAGGAUCUUAAGCUCUAUGACGUUGUCAUCACUACUUACCAAAUUCUUGUCUCUGAGCAUGGUAAAUGGCUGGAUGGUGUCAAGGGAGGCUGCUUCGGGCUUCAUUGGUGGCGAGUUAUCCUGGAUGAGGCGCACACUAUCAAGAAUCGCAAUGCGAAAGCUACCAAGGCUUGCUACGCACUACAAUCUGAAUACCGUUGGUGCCUUUCCGGUACACCGAUGCAGAAUAACCUCGAAGAGCUGCAGUCACUCAUCCAGUUUCUUCGCAUCAAGCCCUACGAUGAUAUCCGAGCGUGGAAAGACCAUAUCGAACUACCCCUGAAGGGCGGGAAAGGCCAUAUCGCUCUUGGAAGACUUCACAGCUUCCUCCGCUGCUUCAUGAAGAGGCGGACAAAGGAGAUCCUGAAGCAGGAUGGCGCACUCGUCCCUGGUGGAGUGCCGUCUGCUGAUGGCGCAACCUCCAUAAACGGAUUUAGACAUACCAACCGCAAGGUAGUCACUGUUGCUGCCGAACUAUCCCCUGCGGAACGCAGAUUCUAUCAAAAAUUGGAAGCUCGUGCCGACCGAAGCAUGACCAAGAUGAUGAAAGAGAAGAUGAGCUACGCCAAUGCCUUUACGCUGCUACUACGUCUAAGGCAAGCCUGCAAUCACCCAAAGCUUCUCGAGGGCAAACUGGGAGAGGACAAGGAUGCAUUAUCAACAGGUUACUCGAAUUCAAAGCAGCAAGAUACGGAUGUUGACUCUGUGGCCGACUUGCUUUCAGGCAUGGGAAUUAGUACCAAAGAAUGCAGCAUUUGUGGCCGGCCGGUAGAGAAGAAACAGCGGAAUGCUGGGAAUGAUAACUGUGCCGAGUGUGCCUCGGAUCUGGCGUUCUUUUAUGGAGAGACACAGCCGGAGGAAGGGGGGACCAAGAAGGUUACAAAGACAGCACCCUCCAGAUCUAGAAAGAAAGAGCUGAAGAAGAGUGUAAACACUAAAACCCAAGAAGCAGAAGAAGAAGAUGAUGAUGAUGCCGAGCCCAGGCAAAGAGCGCGGAGACCGCGAAACCUCAACGCUGUGAUUGGCAGUGAUGAAGAAGAUGAGGAGCCAAAGCAAAAGCCUCGCCGCCGUCGAAAUCGCAAUGCCGUCAUCGACAGCGAAGACGAAGAAGAGGCUGAUGGCAGCUGGCUUGUCUCGGGAAGCGAACGAGGGGCUUUACGGCUGGGAAAGGCUGGUGGAGAGGAAGAUGAAAAUGCAGAAGGUGGCGGCGACUCGAUAGGAUCAGAGGAUUCCGAAGACUCCGAAGUAGAUGGCGACGAUGAGAGCAAUCUCAGCAGCUUUGUGGUGGAUGAUUCCAUCGCCAGGAAGGAGAAAGGGUAUAAGUCUGUGGAUGACGAUUCAGAUAACGACUCGCUCUUGUCUGUUUCUGAAAUCACUAAGAAUCUGGCUGCUCAGACGCUUAAAGAUAAAAAGCCCAAGAGAUCAAAAGCCGCUGUUUCUGCUUCUGAUGAUUAUUCUGAAUCCGAGACUGAUUCAGAAGAAGACGAAGAAGAAGGAGAAGAAACGGACUCUGAAGAAAGCGACUCUCAUGGUUCAUCCGCGUACGACCCUUCGCCGCCAGGUGACAGGCAUAGUAUUCUAUCCUCCGCCAAAAUUCGCGAACUCACCAGGCUGCUUCGUGCAGAGGCCAACGAACACAAGUUCAUCGUAUUUUCACAGUUUACGUCCAUGCUGGAUCUGGUCGAGCCGUUCCUCCGGAAGGAAAAGUUACGCUUCACGCGCUACGACGGUAGCAUGAAGAACGAUGAGCGGGAAGAGAGCCUGCGAAAAUUGCGAGAGGACAGGAAGACGAGAGUGCUUCUUUGUAGUUUGAAGUGCGGUAGCUUGGGCUUGAACUUGACUGCGGCGACGAGAGUGAUUAUCAUUGAGCCAUUUUGGAAUCCCUUCGUCGAAGAGCAGGCCAUAGACCGUGUCCACCGUCUCACCCAAACCGUCGACGUCGUCGUCUACAAGCUCACCGUCACCCACACCGUCGAAGACGGUAUCCUCGCCCUCCAAGAGAAGAAGCGCCUCCUCGCCGAGCAGACCAUCGAAGGCAGCUCCAAGAAGGGCGCGCUCAAGCUGGGCAUCAACGAAAUCAUCGAUUUGUUCAAGCCGAUUCACGGUCGGGAUGACAAUUCGUAUGCCGUCGCCAACGAUGAGGAGGGGGACGCUGAGCGCAGGAGAGCCAGGGACUCGACGGGGAUGAUGAGGAUGGCGAGACAGAAGAAGGUACAGAGGUCGGGGGAUGCUGCAUAUGGGCGACGAUGGUAGGAGGGUGGGUGAGAUGAGUUUUAGAUGGUAUGAUUAUGAUUAUGAGAUAUGAAUCUGGAAGGUUGAAUUGGGAAUAUAUCUAUGAUAUCAAGAGCUUCCUAAAUUGGGCUUAUACUAGAAUGUUUAUGAAUUAUUAUGAUAUAUACGAACGAUUAUGUUUUAUGGUAUAAAUUGAUUUAGGAUAAUUCCAAACGUCAGUCAGCAUUCUGA
Trichoderma asperellum CBS 433.97 is the source of this 3526-nucleotide messenger RNA. RefSeq lists its product as uncharacterized. Gene Ontology annotation, molecular function: ATP-dependent chromatin remodeler activity; ATP binding. NCBI's taxonomy places the organism in Eukaryota, Fungi, Ascomycota, Sordariomycetes, Hypocreales, Hypocreaceae. The record is from RefSeq and is a predicted model, not a curated record. Gene Ontology annotation, cellular component: nucleus. Gene Ontology annotation, biological process: DNA repair.